Sinocyclocheilus grahami is the source of this 1629-nucleotide messenger RNA. It is a transcript of the gene chtopa, whose product is annotated as chromatin target of PRMT1a. The transcript has 6 exons. Lineage: Eukaryota; Metazoa; Chordata; Actinopteri; Cypriniformes; Cyprinidae. The record is from RefSeq and is a predicted model, not a curated record. The coding region runs from base 320 to 1051 and encodes 243 amino acids.
GCGCUCCAUUUUAGCUCGCGCAGUUGUUAGCACCAUUUUGUGAUGAAUGAGGGGAGGGGAGGUAGAUAGAGUUGCGGAUUAGAAGUAUAUUGGUGUUACAUAGCCAGUUUUGUGGGAUAUCGCUUUGUUUUUAAGUUCUUAAAUAUAUUUAGAAGAGGGGCGGUAGUUGACCAAUUUUCGUGCGUGAAGCGGAGAAGUCUGGAGUGUGGUUUUGUCGAGUCAGGCGCUAAGCUAACGUUACACGGCUAACAGAUCUGCCCUGACUCCGCUACACGAGUCUUUCAGACAAAAGGAGAGAUCCCUGCAAGUCUGAAGAAACAUGAGUGCCCCUUCUUCUCAAAAAGUCGUGCUGAAAAGCACCACCAAGGUGUCCCUGAAUGAGCGCUUCACAAACAUGCUGAAGAACAAGCAGCCGACAGUGAGUAACAUCCGGGCGACCAUGCAGCAGCAGCACAUGGCCAGUGCGAGGAACCGCCGGCUUGCUCAGCAGAUGGAGAACAGGCCCUCUGUGCAGGCUGCCCUGCAGCACAAACAGAGCCUAAAACAGCGACUUGGGAAGAGCAACAUCCAGGCCAGGCUGGGUCGGCCCAUCGGCUCGCUGAUGCCGGGAGGCGGCAGAGGACGAGGCUUUCCUGGAGGAUUGCGUGGAGCUGGACGAGGACUGCGGGGAAGAGCGAGAGGCGGUGGCAUGAGAGGAGCACUCUCUCUAAGAGGUCCAGGUCAGAUGAGAGGUAGGGGUGGUCCUGGACGUAUCGGUCUCCGUCGAGGCAUGCGUUAUCGCGGAGGAGCUGCUGGACGAGGUGCUCUGGGUGGCCGAGGAGCAGCACGAGGGGGAGCACCUGGAGGAAGAGGCCGCGGGGGUCUGAGAGGUCGUGGAGGGUUUGCAGGAAGGGGUCGUGGACGCGGCAGAGGCCGAGGAGCAGGCCGUCCCAUCGUCACACGAGAGCAGUUGGACAACCAGCUUGAUGCUUACAUGUCCAAGACCAAAGGCCAUCUGGAUGCCGAGCUGGAUGCGUAUAUGGCCCAAGCAGACCCUGAGAGCAUGGAGUAACCACAGCCGAGCUGAGAGAGAGACGGCAGCUCCCCAAAGAUCUGCAGAUAAUAGACUGAUUGACAAGAUACACAUUGAGUACCAUUAAAGCUGUUGCUCUUGGACACUCCCCGAGAAGACAUUUUAAACUUGAAGGUUGUACAAAGUUAUGCAUCAUCCCCGUUAUCUUCAAAGAUUUGUGAGUCUCCACUCGCGUUUUCUAAACUGAACUCUGUAUCAUCAUAAAAGCCUCACCACAGAUCUAAAACACAAGUCCUCUUAGAAAACUUUUUGGCAGUGAAGGAAAAACAACUUUUCAAUUGAGCUAUAAUAAUAGAGAUUGUGUUUGUUUUUUUUUGGCUGAAAUUCAGAAAAUGGCCCAAUGUAUGAGGAACUGUGAACUCUAACCAGGUACAUCUGAUCAUCUGGUGUUAAAAUGUGGUUUAUAUAGAUGAACAGAUGUUAAUUACCGUAAUGUUCUACAAAUCAAACACCUUUUAUUACUGUAUUUUUAUUAUGUUUUAAAGUAGAACUUUUAUUCAGUAUGCACAAUCUAGAUUUGUCUUUUCUGUCACAAAAGAUGUCUUAAAAGUUUAUUG